Messenger RNA from Stereum hirsutum FP-91666 SS1, 897 nucleotides. RefSeq lists its product as uncharacterized. The coding region runs from base 1 to 897 and encodes 298 amino acids. NCBI's taxonomy places the organism in Eukaryota, Fungi, Basidiomycota, Agaricomycetes, Russulales, Stereaceae. The record is from RefSeq and is a predicted model, not a curated record. The transcript has 11 exons.
AUGUCAGGUCCCGCUCUUGCACUUUCUGAAGUCGUACUCCAAGACAAGCUUUGGGUCAUCGAGAAUUAUACGGAGGUUUCGUCCACCGCCCUCUUCGGACUCCGUGUCUACGCCAUUUGCGGUCGCAUGAGGAUUAUUCUUCUUCUAGCGGUCGCAUUAACGGGUGCGAGAAUCGGCAUCAACAUCUGGAGAGCCCUCAUCUCCACGGGCGCGUCGACGGAAGGGACGCAGUUUGUCACAUUCUCCGCUUGCAGGUCCACAUCCACGCCUGGGCAUGAUCUCGAGUUGUUUCAGUGGACGUACCAACAUGUAAUGGAAAUGCGACGAUUGGGACAGAAGGGCAUAACGGAGUUGAUUCUCCGGGACGGUAUCAUGUAUUUUCUCGCUGUAUCUGUCAUUCAAGGCGCCAACACUGCCCUAUCAUUGCAGGCCAUAGUUUUGGGCAGUACCGAAACAUCCCUGACGAUCGCCAACAUCGUAACACCCUUCAAUGCUUUGCUACCGAAUCUAUUCGUCAACCGUCUCGUCCUCAACCUCCGACUCUACAGUCAACAGCAAGAAUCAAGCGAAUCAUCCUCGCUACCGGGCAUAGCCUUUGUCCAGAACCGUUUCUUAGGAAACAUAGGAGCACCGUUGGAUCACGACCAGUGGGAUUCCAUUCUUGACGAUGUAUUCGAGGACGCCGCAGGUGAUGGUGGCGCUGACGCCAGCGGUCACGGUGUGUAUGGCGAGGGCUGGGCGACGAGACCUAAUGCGAACACAACGCUUGUACCUGUGAUCUACGACGAAGAGAACAGUGGAGCCAUCGAGAUGGUGGGUAUCGAAAGGCGCCUGAGCACCGUCGCUAUUCCAUCAAGCACCAUCGCCAUACCGUCCAGUAUCGUCGCAACCCCAUGA